CAGUUGAAGAAGUACAGGAGGAAAGACUCCGACGCUCCUGAGGAACUUUCGGAGAAGGCCAAAGAGCAGCAGGCGGAAGCAGAGCUCCGAAAGCUAAGGCAGCAGUUCAGGAAGAUGGUGGAAAGCCGGAAGUCUUUUAACUUCCGAAACCAGCAGAAGAUCGAGAGUCAGUACAAGGAGAUCAAGACCCUGAAGGCAGAGCAGGAUGAGCUCACCCUACUGCUGAGUCUCAUGAAAUCCUCGAGGAACGUGAAUCAGAGUGAGAAGGACUACACGGAGCUGUGUUUCCUGCUGCAAGCCAAGGAGGACUACGAGGCCCUGAUCAAAUCCAUGAAAGUGCAGCUGGCUGACCUGGAUGAGAAGAUUGUUCAGAUGGAAAAAAAAAUUGCAAACCAAAAACAGAUUUUCGCAAAAAUGAAGGAGGCCAAUAACCCCCGGAAACUGCAGAAACAGAUCCAUAUUUUGGAAACCCGUUUGAAUCUCGUCACUGUUCACUUUGACAAGAUGCUGACGACUAAUGCCAAGCUCCGGAAGGAGAUUGAAGACCUACGAUUUGAGAAGGCUGCUUAUGACAAUGUCUACCAGCAGCUCCAGCGGCGCCUGUUAAUGCAGAAGAAAACCAUGAACUUGGCCAUUGAGCAAUCUUCUCAGGCUUAUGAGCAGAGGACCUCUUUAGAUGGUAAAGAGGAUUCAAUAAUAUGUAAGCAUAAGGACGAGAUCAUGCUCUUGCGAUCCCAGCAGAAAUCAUCCCACGAUGACAACCGCUCUGUCCUGAGACAGCUGGAGGAUAAACUGAAGAAGACCACGGAGGAGGCGGAUAUGUAUGAGAGCAAGUACCGGGAGGUCAGCAAGACCUUGGAGCUACUCAAGAGCUCGGUGGAGAGACUGUUCAAGAAGAUAAACUGUGAUGCCACCAAGAUCCGGGUGCAGUUAAGGGAGACGGGGGAAGUCACUGACAUCAACCUUCCGCAGUACUUUGCCAUCAUUGAAAAGAAGACCAACGACCUGCUGCUGUCGGAGACCUACAGGCGCAUCCUGGAAGUGGAAGGGGCAGAGACCGAGGUCCCGCCACCCUUCGUCAACCCUUUCUGGGGCGGCUCUGCCCUCCUCAAGCCCCCAGAACCCAUCAAAGUCAUCCCCCCAGUGCUGGGGGCUGACCCCUUCAGCGACAGGUUGGAAGAUGUGGAACAGCCCCUGGACCACAGCAGCCUUCGGCAGCUGGUGCUCGACAAUUACACCCUAAAGGAGAAUCGGAUUAAGGAGAUGCGCGGAGACAGCCUGCCAGAGAAGGUGGAGGAGCUCAGGUCCAGGAAGAGGACAACCCUGUGAGGCGCAGGGGUCCAGCUGCCUUUGCACCGUAACCGAAAGAAUAAACACUGUGUUCUGUA
Molecule: messenger RNA, 1388 nt
Organism: Sapajus apella (tufted capuchin)
Lineage: Eukaryota; Metazoa; Chordata; Mammalia; Primates; Cebidae
Gene: CCDC63
Product: coiled-coil domain containing 63
Exons: 9
Coding region: 115-1329 (404 amino acids)
Biological process (GO): outer dynein arm assembly; cilium movement
Cellular component (GO): axoneme
Source: RefSeq, a predicted model, not a curated record